AAAGCGAGAUACCGUACAAUAAUUCCAGUCCAACAGUUUCAUUCCUUUUGGAGUUCGAGUAUAUUACAUCUCAUUUUCAACAAACAAAAGCAAAAUUAAGGUAAUAGUAUUGCUUCUGAAGUACAGUAUCAAUAACAGCGACGAUGAUGAAAAUGAACACUCUCGCGUUCUUUAUCUGGCUUGCAGCAGUAAAAACCUCAUCAGUGUUUGCGUCGCCCCGAAUCAUCAACGGUGAAGAUUCGAAACCUGGCCAUUUUCCCUAUUACGUUUAUCUUCCAGUGGGAUGUGGUGGAACUCUCAUUGCGCCCGAUAUCGUCCUUAGUGCAGCCCAUUGUAACAAAGAAGUCAAUGUAAACAUGCCAGUUGCUGUUGGGUCUUACCAACGGUGGAACCCUCGUAGUCAGCCUCCACCACCGGGCUCCCAGAUUCGUGUGUGUGAAGUAUGGAUCGAUCAUCCGCAGUGGGAUAAAAAUACGUUCACAUAUGAUUACGCUCUCUGCAAGCUCAACGCAAAUGCAACCAUCGACGAAUCCUUUGUCAAGCUCCAACUGAACGAGGAUCCCGAUGCGCCAGCUGUUGGGACCGAUGUAAUUGCCGCAGGACUGGGGGUUAUUGACGAUAGGGGGGGUCCUUAUGCCCCCCCAAUUUUUCCCAAAACAUUGCAAAACGUCACCUUCCCAACAAGAAGCCAAGAGGUCUGUAAAGACAUUCAUUCAAAAGGCUCGUAUCCUAAUCAUGUAAUUGAUCCGGUCACGACAUUGUGUGCGGAUUAUGACAUCAAUGAUCGGAAGACAGCCUGUAAUGGUGACUCUGGUGGUCCACUUGUACAACGAGUAGGUAAGGGUGACGGAACCUUUGUCGACAUCCAAUACGGUCUCACCAGCUGGGGCGCAUGGCCUUUUUGUGGAGAUGGCGUUUUUGCCCGAAUCAGUGGUGGACUAGACUGGAUCAAAACCACUGCGUGCGGAGAGUUGAACGGUUCAGGUGCCUUUUGUGGCAAGUCGGAGUCGGAGCCAUUGUGGGUCGCAAAUUAUGAUUGGGACUGUGAUGAUCCCUCAAACAAAUUUUUCUGUGAAACUGACCCACAAUUGUAUCAAGUUCAGAUCACCCCUCCUGGGAUCGAUCCUGAACUUUGGCCAUAUGAAGAGACGAAAGCGCCGAAGAAGACCAAGGCACCGAAACGAACCAAGGCACCGAAGCGUACCAAGGCACCGAAGCGAGCCUAAGCACCGAAGAGGCAGGGCCUUCAGCAUCGCAAGAAGAAUUCAUUGAUGAUGCAUCAACAAAUUUAUCGGAAACAAAAGUAGGAAAUACUG
This is a messenger RNA of Pseudo-nitzschia multistriata, 1316 nucleotides long. NCBI's taxonomy places the organism in Eukaryota, Bacillariophyta, Bacillariophyceae, Bacillariales, Bacillariaceae. The record is from the annotation of a GenBank genome assembly.